AUGUCGCAGCGCGAUUUUUCUGAGGUGGAGCCCACCGGCUCGGCGUCUCUAGGGGCAGCAUCCAGAGCCCUCUUCGUGGAAAAAGUGCGCGCGUCUAAUGCGGCAUGCCAGGCCGGUGAUUUCUCUACAGCUGUCGCCUUGUAUACCGACGCGUUAACUCUUGAUCCUGCAAAUCAUAUUUUAUAUAGUAACAGAUCUGCAGCCAGAUUAAAGCAAGGACAAUUCGCAGCGGCUCUCCAAGAUGCAACUCGAGCGCGGGAACUUUGCCCGAAUUGGCCAAAGGCUUACUACAGACAGGGUGUGGCUCUACAAUGUCUUGGGCGACAUGGCGAGGCUCUGGCUGCAUUCAGCUCGGGCUUGGGAGUGGAACCCACAUCGCGACAACUCCUCGCAGCGUUGGUGGAAGCCUCUCUCAAAUCGCCACUGCGGGUCACCCUCGAACCCACUUUUAGACAACUGGAGGCUAUGAAAUUGGACCAAUCGCCUUUUGUUUUGAUAUCGGUUGUCGGGCAAGAACUUCUAGCGGCCGGACAGUACCAGGCAGCUGUAACAGUGCUCGAAGCAGCGUUGAGGAUCGGAUCAUGCUCUCUCAAAUUAAGGGGCUCAGUAUUCAGCGCACUUUCAUCAGCACACUGGGCGCUCAGUCAACUUGACGCGGCCAUCAACUAUAUGCAACAAGAUCUAGCGGUUGCAAAGUCACUUGGCGACACCGCGGGAGAGUGUCGCGCACAUGGCAAUCUCGGUGCGGCGUACUUCAGUCAAGGCUCAUACAAAGAUGCUUUGACAGCGCAUCGGUACCAGCUCGUAUUAGCAAUGAAGUGCAAGGAUACGCAAGCCGCAGCCGCAGCUCUUACAUCUCUAGGCCACGUGUACACUGCCAUCGGAGACUAUCCUAACGCCUUGGCCAGUCACAAGCAAUGCGUUCAGCUAGUCAAGCAAAUGGGAGACCGUCUUCAAGAAGCACGGGAAAUAGGAAAUGUCGGCGCUGUCUAUCUCGCAAUGGGAGAAUUUGAUUCCGCUGUGGACUGUCACACGCAACACCUACGACUUGCAAGGAGACUUGGCGAUCAGGUAGAAGAAGCAAGAGCCUACUCGAAUCUAGGCUCAUCAUACCAUUACAGGCGAAACUUCUCUCAGGCGAUCGCAUAUCACGAAAACGUAUUGAGAAUAGCACAGAACCUAGGUGAUCGAGCCAUAGAAGCUAGAGCCUACGCUGGUUUGGGUCACGCAGCAAGAUGUGCUGGUGAUUACGCUCAAGCUAAGAAAUGGCAUGAAAGACAACUGGACGUCGCCUUGGCGGCAAGAGAUAAGGUAGGUGAAGGCAGGGCUUGCUCCAAUUUGGGCAUCGUUUAUCAACUGCUCGGGGAACACGACGCCGCAUUAAAGCUACACCAGGCACAUUUAUCAAUUGCGAGGCAACUGCAGGAUAAGGCGGGAAUGGGUCGCGCAUACGGGAAUAUAGGCAAUGCAUACUCAGCGGCGGGCUUCUAUGAGCAAGCUAUAAAGUACCAUAAACAAGAGCUAACCAUAUCGAAAGAAGUUCAUGAUAGAAGUUCGGAAGCAUCCACACACGGCAACCUAGCGGUCGCAUACCAAGCGUUAGGGGCCCACGAUAUGGCACUGUUUCAUUACCGAGCACAUUUAGGUAUCGCGCGCGAGUUAAAAGACGCGGCGGGUGAAGCUUGUGCUCUUUUAAAUCUUGGCAAUUGUUUAUCGUCUCGAGGGGAGUUUGCGCAAGCGGUGCCGUACUAUGAGCAGCAUCUCAUGCUGUCACAAGAACUGGGUGACGUCACUGCUGAGGCAAAAGCAUGUCAUUUUCUGGGAUACGCGCACUAUUGUCUAGGAAAUUACAGAGAGGCAGUAAGAUACUACGACCAAGACCUUUCGCUAGCGAAAGACCUCCAAGACAAAAUGAAUAUGGGCAGAGCAUACUGCAACCUUGGUCUCGCACACUUAGCCCUCGGCAACUUAGAGACUGCACUAGAAUGUCAGAAAUACUUCCUGGCUAUAGCCCACAUGACUCAGCAUCUUCAAGGAAAAUUUAGAGCUUUGGGUAACAUUGGCGAUGUGUUGAUCAAGAUGGGAGACGUGGAAGAAGCAGUGAAGAUGUACCAGCGACAGCUUCGGUUUGCGAGAGAAGCUCGUGAUCGCUCGUUAGAAGCAGCUGCAUGUGGAGCACUAGGGCUUGCGCGGCGUCUACAGAGAAGACUUGACGCGGCCUUAGGGCAUCAUACACAGGAACUAACACUGCGUCAAGAAGCAGGCGACGCGGCCGGUGAGGCCAGAGCUCACUCGCAUCUCGGAGCGGUUCAUAUGGCGCUUGGUCACUACUCACAUGCUGCGAGAUGUUACAGAGAGCAACUGGAGAGAGCUCAAGAGCUUCAAGACUGUGCUCUGGAAGCGCAGGCUUAUGGCAAUCUGGGCAUUGCGAAACUAAACAUGGGACAUUAUGAAGAUGCAAUAGGAUAUUUAGAACAGCAACUGGCAAUACUCGAGCGAGUGAACACACCAACAUGUCAAUUAGACAAAGCGCGUGCUUUGGGUUCUCUCGGUGAUUGCUACGAUGCACUUGGCGACCCUGACGAGGCCAUCAAGUACCACGAACAACACUUAGCAGCUGCGCUCAAGCUAGACAACGCCAGAGAACAGGAGAGAGCUUAUCGUGGACUAGGACUUAGUCACAAAUCAGUCGGAAAUCUUCAACAAGCUUUAGUAUGUCUCGAAAAGCGCCUAGUGGUGUCCCAUGAGUUAGGCAUACCUGAAGCGAAAGCACAGGCGUACGGAGAACUCGGUGCACUGCACAUCGCGCUCAACAAUUUAGAGCAAGCCGUAUCUUGUCUGGAGCAUCAGAAAAAUAUUGCUAAGGAGCUGAAUAACCAAAUAAUGGAGGCGGAGGCGUGGCACUCGCUGGGCGUGGCGCAGCAGGCGCUGGGCGAGCACGCGGCCGCCGUGCGCCACCACCGCGCCGAGCUCGAGCUCGCGCACCGCCUCGGCCUCACGCAUCUGCAGGCACGCGCUUGUGGCGGGCUGGGCACGGCGCAUGCGUCGAUGGGCGCGCACGCCGAGGCAGCGCGCUGGCACGAGUCUAGAUUGAGACACGCAACCGCAGCUGGAGACACCAGAGGUCGCGCCAACGCUUUAGCGGACUUAGGAAGAUCCCAUUUGGCAAUGGGUGCCUGUGGCAGUGCGGUGUCUUAUCUGAGACAAGCAUUAGCAGCUACGGAAGGACUGUCCGAUGCUGAUGAAGAGGCGAAAGUCCGUCAUCGCCUCGGUUUCGCUCUUUGGGCUUCUGGAGAAUUGGAGGAAGCCAAAGAACAGCUACAAGCAGCUCUCACCGUGCUGGAGUCUGGACAAGAUAAACAACGCGACAGAAAGAUCGCAGCGCUCUACACAUCCACACAACACGCUCUGCAGCGAGUACUAGUUGAACUGGGUCGUCAUCCCGAGGCCUUGGUGGUAGCGGAGCGCGGUCGAUGCCGUUCCCUAGACAUAAUGACGGACAAGCAGCCUGGUACUUUGAAUCAGGCUAAUCUGGAACUUCACACAGCACAAAGAAAUCUCACUGAAGAUGGUAAUAAAGAAAGAGCAGAAUUGUGGAGUCCCUCUAAUGUGGAGCAAAUUCUAGAAGUUGUUAACAAACAGAAAGCACCCGUACUGUACUACAGCUUGGCGGCAGGGAAAUUAUACGCUUGGCUACUGCAGCCGCAUAAGGGUAUACUGCGAUUCCACCAAGUGUCCCUUCAUGAUCAGAAUGAGGACAGUGAUAAUAGUCUACCGGAUAUUAGUCCUGAUGAUCUACAAGCAAGUGCAGGUUCGUUGGGCAAACUUGAGCGUUAUAUUAGCGAGUGGUCGGUGUGGUUAAAAACCGCCGAACGAAGGAACGAAGAGGACCAAUGGGAUCCCGAUGAAAGGCCCAAUGCAGCACUCGCUAGAAUGGUGUCACGCAACCAUCUUCUGAACUCUUCUAAUUAUUCACUCAGCUCGCUGUUCAGCGUGGGUUCGGUCGGCGGUUCUGUAGCUGGCUCGGUCGCCAGUUUACAGGGAUCUACAAGGUCGAGUGCACACGGUCCCCGUAAGAAGCAACCAGCGUGGCAAGGACCACCAUGUCUUAGCAUGCUCUACCAAAUGCUCAUUGCGCCCUUCGAAGACCUGCUGCCUGCUUCCUGCAAUAAUAAUCAUGCGUCUCACGGUCGUCGCGGUUGCGGUGGGCGGCGCGAGCUUGUAGUGGGAGUGGAGGGUGCGCUGUAUGCGUGCCCGUGGGGUGCACUGCGAGCCAACGCAGAUGCGGAGCCGCUGUGCGAGCGGUACGCCCUUAUGGCUGCGCCUGCGUUGCGUCCUCUGCGACACCCACGCCACACGCGAGCGCGUGUCGACCGCGAACACGGCAUGCGUUGCUUGGUUGUGGGCGGUCCACGUGUGGGCGGCACACGCUGGGCCAGUGCGCACGCGCAGCUCAAGGAAGCAGAGCUUGUUGCUGAUAUGCUACGUGUCACACCGCUCACAGACUAUCAAGCAUCAAAGGAAGCGGUUCUGGCACAAUUGCCUCAAGCGGAAUGCGUGCACUUCGCCACUCAUGUUUGCUGGAAAACACCGGGCAUCGUCCUCAGUCCAGGCGAGGUUGUUGAUUCACAGGCGAAACGUCUUCUGAAUACAAGCGUAGGCAGCGGCGCUGCUGACACCUCAACCGAAAAUGAGGAAGAAAACUCUGAACUACCGCAAAGUAACGAAGAACUACCUCCGACUUCAGAGUUUAUGCUGACUGCUUCAGAAAUUAUGAAUAUGAAAAUAACAGCCCGACUGGUGGUGAUAUCGUGCGCUCCAUCAAGCGGGGCUCUGUACGAGCAAGCAGAGGGCGAGGGAGCGGGCGUGACGGCGGCGAGUGGCGGCGUGUCGCGCCUGUGCCGCGCGCUGCUGGCGGCCGGCGCGCACGCCGUGCUGCUCGCGUUGUGGCCGGCGCCACAGGACACCGCCACCAAGAUCCUGUAUCGCGCGCUCUACUCCGCGCUGCUGCAAGGAAGCCGCGUCGCUAAAGCUCUGGGCGACGCGAUGCAGACUGUGCGACACACGAAGCACUUCGCACACCCGGCGCACUGGGCGGGACUCGCGCUGCUGGGCGCCAACGUGCGUCUGAGCAACAAGGUCGCGCUUAUGGGUCAGGCGCUUUGUGAGCUUCUCGCCGCGCCUGAUAAGUGCCGGGAUGCAUUACGAGUAUGCCUGCACUUGGUCGAGAAAUCUCUACAGAGAAUCGUGAGAGGACAGAAAAACGCCAUGUAUACGACUCAAAAGAGCAUCGAAAACAAGGCUGGAACUGCGACCGGGUGGCGGGAACUUUUGAUGAGUGUUGGUUUCAGAUUUGAACCAGCUGCAAACGGCAUCCCAUCGAGCGUGUUUUUCCCUCAAAGUGAUCCUGAAGAAAGAUUGACCCAAUGCUCAGCCAGUCUACAAGCUCUACUUGGAUUAACUCCGACGACACUUCAAGCACUUUCGAAACUAAUAUCUAACGGAGAUGUGGCUGAUGAAAUUAUUGGUGUGAUCCGAUCUGUCAUAUCGCAGUUCUCUGUCAAAAACUCUGAAAGCGACACCAUUGAAGUAGCUGUGAACGUCCGGCUUUGGCGUGUAAACGGUUGCCAUGAACUGCUGGCAUCAUUAGGAUUCGAUCUGGCAGAAGUUGGGCAAGAUGAAGUAACUCUGCGUACUGGAAAGACGGCAAACAGACGACAUAUACAAUUUGUGUUGCAAGCUUUGCUAGCCCUCUUUGAUACGCAAGAAGCUCCUCGGAGUCUUAGCUUAGAAUCAAGUUCAAGUGUGGAAUCCCUGGCGUCUAUUGACGACGGUGAUUUAGAACCUCACUCUGAUGGUGAACCUCCUCCAAGAGAACAUAGACAAGAGAGCGUUUCUUCAGUUCCACCUCCUCCACUACCUUUGGGAUCUUGUGGUGGAGCCUUCACUAUGUAUGUAAGAGGAUCUACGUCCAAUACUGAAGUUGGCCGUGGCGAACCUGAUGGUAGAACUGCCCCUCCACCCGCACCACCGCCUCCAAGAUACCGUGGUGAGAGUGACGCAGCUUUUACACCAUCACCACCCGCAGCCCCGCCAUCAACAUCAACUGCACCACAAAGAGAUGUAUCGCUAGCGUUAGCUCAUCAAACGAAAAUCAGAACACUUUACACAAGGAGGCCUCCUUCAACUGAUGAUUCAGACUGGGAAAGCUCUGGGCACGAUACUGUCUUACGAAGACGCCCCGAGCACUCCCACACUAGAUAUCUAGACGCUUUCUAUGAUCUAGCAUCUGCACAACCUAGAAGAACUGAAGAAGAAAAAACCGAUCAAACCGUGAACCAACCUUCAACUUCGAAAAGAGUUGCUCGACCAAAGAUGGGUACAAGCAGUAGAGACUCCAUGGCACAAGUUCGGCACAUGAGUGGAGAACUUACUCCCACAAUUUCAGAGGUUUAUCAUGAAAGAAAUAUUGGCUUAGGUCUUGCCCCGCCUUUAGCAGAAUUAUUGUUAGCAGAAGAAUCGAAAAGUGAAAUGAGAGCUGCCAGUUCAAGUGAAAAUCUACUAUUACAAAAUCUAGAGAAACUAGGACUUUUAGGUGAUACAAGCGAAAAUGAAGAAAGAUGGUGCAGUAAUAACACAUCAAGACCUUGGCUUUCAGCUCCACCCUUGGAAACUGAUGUUCAAGGAUCGGAUCUUACUACUGCAGAAAUCAUAGAGCGUCAAGCAAAAUUCAAAAAAGAUGUGGAGCCCAAGCGUAAGGAAGAGAACGCUUACGAGUUGAAACCCAAAGAAGAAGCUCCAGGUCCAAGUGGCUUAGAAAAAAGAUCUGUAUCUCCAUUUUCCGAGCUUUCACGUAGAGAUGAAGGAGAUGGAAGAAGCAUAGCUGAUUCACAUUCGUCAUAUAAAGCGCUGGUUCUGAACCCACGAACUCCGUAUUUGCCAGAAGAGGGAGAAGGUGGAAUUAUUACAGCCACUGAAGGAGGAAAAACACAUCCAAGGCCUCGUCGGCCAGCAAUACCACGAACGAGACCAGCAUAUACUACACUUGACUUUCCACCGAACAAAUGA
Parnassius mnemosyne (clouded apollo) is the source of this 7068-nucleotide messenger RNA. The record is from the annotation of a GenBank genome assembly. NCBI's taxonomy places the organism in Eukaryota, Metazoa, Arthropoda, Insecta, Lepidoptera, Papilionidae.